This is a messenger RNA of Schistocerca nitens (vagrant locust), 591 nucleotides long. RefSeq lists its product as uncharacterized. The transcript is spliced from 3 exons. The record is from RefSeq and is a predicted model, not a curated record. NCBI's taxonomy places the organism in Eukaryota, Metazoa, Arthropoda, Insecta, Orthoptera, Acrididae. Bases 1 to 591 code for a protein of 196 amino acids.
AUGCCGCUGCCUCAGUCGGAUGCAGACGACGAACCAGUUCCCUGUUCUCCAGCCAGAGUUAGCUCGUCGCUGUCGUCUGACAAUGCUGGCCGUCUCUUGGCGAGUGCUCUGGCCGCCGCCGCCGAGUUGGGAAUGACGUGUCGAGGUUCACCGUGCAAGCAGCCUGCCUUCCACCUGAGCGCGAACGCCGCAGGCCGGCGAAGUCCAGACAAGGGAAAGUACGCCGCAGGCUCAGGGGUGGCGCCGCAGAAUGAAUUGGAGGCGGCUUCAAACUGCAGAACGCUGCGCAGCGGCGCCGCCGCCGUGGCUGGCACACCGCCACCCGCCGCGGGGAACGGCCGGCCAGCUGCCUGUGAAGUGUCAGCCGCAGCGCCGCCAGCUAGGGGUCAGGAUCCAGCGGGCGCGCCAGUCGAUAUCGGCCAGCGGCGCGGCGAGCUGUCGCUCGGCGCAUGCGGUGAACACGCGCGGCCUGCGGUGUGCGCGUCCCCCCGAAACACGGACGCUGCGCGGUGCUCGCGGGUGGGGGCGGCUGGGGUGGUCUGGAGCACCUCUUCAGCGGCGCUGGGCCCUGUCCUCUCAGCAAACGCUUAG